UCACGGGAUCUGUUGUAAACAGGACUUCAUUCUUCUCUCUUAUCAGGAGACACGCAGCUCUGGAGAAGAUCACGCAGAUGUGUGUUUAACAGCGAUCACAAGCCGAAAGUGCUUUAAAGACUUCUUCAUCUGUUUCUACAGAACAACAUUUACACAACGACUUCAAACAGAGACACAGGGUCUUGUUCAGGACAUGAGGAACAUCUGAUGAUCUUCAGAGACACAAAGAUCUCAGAGAAGAGAAGAAAAAGAUGAGUCUCUCAAAGAAACAGAGUGAAAGAUCAGACUCAUGUGUGUCCAGCUCUGUGUCUGUGAAGAGUGACUGGUCACAUGGUUUGCCACCGGACUUAAGUGAGGAAAAAAAAUCAUCUACCAAAAGUGUAAGAUCAGACUCACAUGUGUCUGUGAAGAGUGACCGGUCAAAGGGUGACGUGCCGAACUUCAGUGAAGAACCAUCACAAACCAAACAGCUUCAGUAUGAAACAUUAGAUGCAGAUUUACAAACUAACAGGAAACACAAAAAUAUUACAGACAAUCUCCUGCAGAUCUUCCAGGAUCUUGAAAGCAAAAUAAUCAAAUUUUUAAAGAAAGAACUGAAAACUUUUAAAAAAAUACUACAAAAAGAGGACAUGCAAAACUUUGUGAAGGAUUUUAAUGAGAACAGAAGCAGUAACAGAGAAGCAGCUCUUGAUCUCACGCUUUACUUCCUGAGAGAGAUGAAGCAAGAUGAAGCUGCUGAUACUCUAGAAGAUGAGCUGUUCUUCAUUCAUCAGCUAAAGCGUAGCCUAAAGAAGAAGUAUAAGUGUGUGUUUGAAGGAAUCACAAAGCAAGGAGACUCUACACUUCUGAAGAACAUCUACACAGAUCUCUAUAUCACUCAGGGUUGUAGUGAACAGGUCAAUACUGAACAUGAGGUCAGACAGAUUGAAGUUGCUUCCAGACGUCACGAAACACAAGAGAAACAGGUUGAGUGCAAAAAUUUGUUUGAAGCAUCUGAACAAGACGAGCAGAUCAGAACUGUACUGACAAAAGGAGUCGCUGGCAUCGGAAAAUCAGUCUCUGUGCAGAAGUUUGUUCUGGAUUGGGCCGAAGGAAAAGAAAAUCAAGACAUCAGCUUCAUAUUUCCUCUUCCAUUCAGAGAGAUGAACUUAAAGGAUAAAGAAAAGCUAAGUUUGAUGGCCCUUUUAUCUCAGUUUUUUCCAGAGACGAAAGGACUGAAUCUUACGAGAAGAAAUCGGUUCAAAGUCCUGUUCAUUCUUGAUGGAUUGGAUGAAUGUCGACUUCCUCUAAACUUUAAGGAUAAUGAGAUAUUGUGUGAUGUUUCAUCAGCAGCCUCUCUGGAUGUUCUCCUAACAAACCUCAUCAAGGGAAAUCUGCUUCCUUCUGCUCUCAUCUGGAUCACCACCAGACCAGCAGCUGCCAGUAAGAUUCCUCCUGAAUGUAUUGAGCUGCUGACAGAGAUACGGGGAUUCAAUGAUGCACAAAAGGAGGAGUACUUCAGAAAAAGAUUCACGGAUCAGAAUCUGGCCAACGAAAUCAUCGAUCAUGUUAAACAAUCAAAGAGUCUCUUUAUCAUGUGCCACAUCCCAGUCUUCUGCUGGAUUUCAGCUACAGUUCUCCAGAACAUUUUAGAAGAGAAAAGAAAAAAUGUCAUGAAAAAUAAUGAGUCUGAAGAUGCCUCCAAAACACUACAGGAGUCAAAUACUGAAGACACUCCUAAGACUCUGACACAAAUGUACACACACUUUCUCAGAUUUCAGAUCCAGCAGAGCAGAAGAAAGUAUGAUGGAGAACACACACCAGAUGUUUCCUGGGAUAAAGAUGCUAUCUUUUCACUGGGGAAACUGGCAUUUGAUCAGCUGGAAAGAAACAACGUGGUCUUCUAUGACACAGAUCUGAAAGCAUGUGGUAUUGACGUCUAUAAGGCAUCAGUGUACUCAGGCAUGUGUACCCAGAUCUUUAAGGAGGAAACAGGGAUCGUUCUUGGUACCAUGUACUGCUUCGUUCACUUGAGCAUUCAAGAGUUUAUUGCAGCUCUUUAUGCUCAUCUGUUUCUAGAAAUCAACAAGAAAAGUGUGUUUGAUCAAGACUCAGAACAGAAAAACAAAAGUGAAAUUGAUUUCCUCAAGACUGCGGUGGACAAGGCUCUAGAGAGUGAUAAUGGACACCUGGAUCUUUUUCUUCGAUUCCUCCUUGGUUUGUCACUUCAGUCCAAUCAGAGACUCUUACAGGGUCUGUUGACACAGCAGAAUAGAAAUGACCAGAUCAAAAAGGAAAUAGUUGAGUACAUCAAGCAGAAAUUUGAAGCUAAUCUGUCUCCAGAGAGAUCCAUCAAUCUGUUCUACUGUCUGAAUGAACUGAACGACCAAACUCUGGUGAAAGAGAUUCAGAACCACCUUAACAAAGGAAGUCUCUCAUCUGCUGACCUUUCACCUGCCCAGUGGUCUGCUUUGGUCUUUGUGUUGUUGACAUCAGAGGAGGAGCUGGAGGAGUUUGAUCUUCAGAAAUUCAAGAAAUCAGACGAGUGUCUCAUUAGAUUAUCAGCAGUCAUCAAAACCUCCAAAAGAGCUCUGUAA
Puntigrus tetrazona (Sumatra barb) is the source of this 2576-nucleotide messenger RNA. RefSeq names its product NLR family CARD domain-containing protein 3-like. The record is from RefSeq and is a predicted model, not a curated record. Bases 252 to 2576 code for a protein of 774 amino acids. The transcript has 7 exons. NCBI's taxonomy places the organism in Eukaryota, Metazoa, Chordata, Actinopteri, Cypriniformes, Cyprinidae.